AUGCCUGGAGAAUACUACCUUGAAUGUCCUGGAGUAAAAUACCCGUUUACAUUCAGCAUCGGAAAGUAUUGGACUCAGCGGGUUUCUGUAGGGCCGGCACUCCGGUUUAUGGAUCAGUCACGCAGUGACGUUUUUCUCACUGGUUCUAAUGGUGUUGCCUGGCGUGAUAGUCAUCAGUUUUCCUUUGAGUUGGAAAGCUUGACGCAACAAUACCAGGCUAACCCAAGCAUGUACGACCGGAUGCCAUUGGGCAUAAGUAACCUGGCAACAAGCCAAUACCCAGAGUUUAGAACACAGACUGAGCCUGACAUCAUCUGGCUCAUGAAAUUCGCUGUUCAACGUUAUUGGGAUCUUUGGAAGAACCAAGGCAAAAAGCAUCAUGCUCUGAUCAAAGCGCAGCUCCCGUACUUCUUACAUCUUUACCCGGAUAUUAAGCAACAUGUGAGCGAGGAGUUUUACACCAAGAUCCGAGACUUUGCUAUCGCUGUAUGGGCUGAACCUGAGUCUAAUUACCAUUGGUAUGAAACUGCAGCAUUCCACACGUUGACCACAAACAAUAACCUACUGGAAGUCCAACCGAACAUCGGAGGGAUCAAAGGUGAAAAACCACCAGGGUAUGCAAUCCGGCCUAACUUGCUGAUGUACGAGGUUUGCAAACGUGAUGGUAUAGCUGACUACAUGAAGUACCAGACAGCUGCAGUGGAAAAUGCUAAAUGGUUGGUUAAUUCGGUUAACUUGGAUGAUCCAGCGAUGACUAAGGGUCAACGAAUGAGCGAGUACGUAACCAUUCAAGGUCUGGCUUUCAUGUUGGAACAAUACCCAGCACUUGCUCCGAAAGGAACACUGGAGAAAAUCAAUCGCUGGGUUGACGUUAUGAUUGCGCGCUCGAAUAACCUUUGGGAUUUGCGUAAAUACGCUGACCCUAAAGACGGAACUGGUGCUGAGCUUGAUCAGUGGACCGGCGGAUUGAUCCAAUACAAUGAGCCAGGUAACCUGACGGGAUUCUUAUCCAUAGCCUAUGCUGCUGCAAGAGUAAUUACCGACCAAGCCAAGAAAACACGAAUUAAAGAAAUCGGUAUUGCUCAAUUAGAUAAUGCUUUUGGUCGAAAUCCAUUCAACAGACAUUUCAGCUAUGACGGACCGAGAGAAAUUGAGGGUGUCGAUCAGGGAUGGCCUACAUUUUAUGUUGGCGGUGCUGGCGUGCUUCAAGAUGUUGUUGGUGUAAUCGAUGGAUCUCCAAAAGAAUCAGCCUACCCGUUUAACCCUAAAGCUCCAGCAGGAUAUACAGAGGGUUGGGUUGCAUUCAAUACAGCGUGGAAUUCAUCCCUUGCAUAUCAUGCCGCUGAUGAAACAGAGAUCAACGCUACACGAUCAGGAUCGACCGUUACAGUAACUUUGAGGGCUGCACUUAACGUGGACAGUACCAAAGCUGAAACAGGCCAGGUAAAUGUCGUGACAAGCGGAGGAGCAUCGUCUAAAUUGACGGUUACUGAGAACAGUCUGGAUGAUUAUUUGUUCAGUGGAACGUACACAGUACCGGCAGGCGUAACAUGGGUUGAAUUCUCGUAUGGAUAUGGGAUGUUUCGAAAGUCUGUUCGAGUUACAACAGGG
This is a messenger RNA of Mesorhabditis spiculigera, 1611 nucleotides long. NCBI's taxonomy places the organism in Eukaryota, Metazoa, Nematoda, Chromadorea, Rhabditida, Rhabditidae. The record is from the annotation of a GenBank genome assembly.